This is a messenger RNA of Pseudoliparis swirei, 2433 nucleotides long. RefSeq names its product oligodendrocyte-myelin glycoprotein-like. Gene Ontology annotation, biological process: neuron projection regeneration. The transcript is spliced from 2 exons. Gene Ontology annotation, molecular function: protein binding. The record is from RefSeq and is a predicted model, not a curated record. Lineage: Eukaryota; Metazoa; Chordata; Actinopteri; Perciformes; Liparidae. The coding region runs from base 1 to 1386 and encodes 461 amino acids.
AUGAGAAGCAGGCGUGUGCUACCUCAGCUGUCCCCGAACGAGGCCCUUCUGGAGCUCCUGCUCGUGUUGCUGCUGGGGCCACAUGUCUUCGCCGUGUGCCCCUCCAUGUGCUCCUGCGGCCGCAGCCACAGGGAGGUUGACUGCUCGUGGAGGGGCCUGAGGCAGCUUCCCGACGGUCUGCAGCACAACGCGCGCUCCCUCAACUUGUCCCACAACCGACUUCACAACCUGGACGGCCAGCUGACCGCCUACACCCACCUCCGCCUCCUGGACUUGUCUCACAACCGGCUGAGCCACCUGCCCGCCGGCUUGCCCCGCUCCCUCUGGCAGCUGCACGUCGCCUCCAACCGCCUCCAGCUGCUGGACAAGAACGACACGGUCCACCAGUGGAACCUGCGGCUGCUUGACCUCUCCGACAACAAGCUGGAGCGGGCCGUCUUCAUCAACAACACGCUGACCAACCUGUGCACGCUCAACCUGAGCCACAAUCACUUCUGGACUUUGCCCACCAACAUGCCCGUGCACCUGGAGAACAUCGACCUGUCCCACAACUUGCUCGUGAAGAUGCUGCCGGGAUCUCUGGACCAGCUCCUCCGACUAACUCACUUCUAUCUGCACGCCAACCGCUUAUCCACGCUGCCGUUUGGAGUUUUUGACAAGAUGUCCUCUCUUCGGGUCAUCACUCUGGGUGACAACCCAUGGGCCUGUCACCUCGAUGCCGACAUCACCUACUUACUGUCCUGGACGCAGCAUACGCCUGCCCGCGUCCUGGGCUGCCCCUGCCACACCCAGCCUGUCUGCGGAGGGGUGCGCCCUGGCAGGACUGGAGGGUGGCACUUUGGCUCCCACAAUCUGCAGCCCCUUGCAGCGGGUGCCCAGGAUAUGAGCUCCAUGGCCCCUGAGGCCAGCAUCACCGCCUGGUGGCACGUCUCUGGUUCCGCCCCGCACCCCCCCGAAGAAGCCCCGACCACGCAGCACCAACUCCUCGCGGCCACACUCAUCGGCCCCCCAACCCAGCGACCCAGAAGCACGGGCACACGGCUCACUAUGAAUCCCCUUUAUGCCGCCGCGGACCACAUGGUCCACACCGAGUCCGCUGACUCACUCCACGCCAGUGGUGCGUCCUCUUUUCCUGCCACGAGCUUCGUUGCUGAAACCCCCAUCUUGGUUGACAUGACGCUGGCCACAGAGCAGAUCUUUACAACGGAGAGCCCCUCCAUCCAGACGAGGAAGACAACCACUCUUCGCACCAGGAGCGUGAGGAGGAAGAAUCAGUCCGUUCCCAGCGGCAUCAGCAACGGCGGCCCGGCUCCGACGACCCGCUCCUCGCACCUGUACCUACACACCCUCGGGCUUCUGUCCCUCGUGAUGCAACGAGUCCUGUGAGAGACAAACACAUCUGUCAAUUUCAAGCAAAGACAAAUCCAAGUACUGUCAUACUUGUAUGUUUGCCACUUUCCAAGCACAAAGGCUAUUUCUCAGUGUGGUAUGAUGCUACUUUAUAAUAAUAAUGGGCUAAAAAACCAAGAAAGUACCUUUUCUAAUAACACUUUUUACAAGCCUCCUCUCAAAUAAAAAAAUAAAAAAGAGCAUUGUAAUGAAUAAAGCUAAGCACAUGAUGGCACUGUACAUCCAGGUAUCAGUUUCUUAUGAAACUGAAUGAAACCUGCUGCUUAUCUGAAACUACAGUGUACCCUUUUAAUGUCAGUCCAGUACAUAUUAUGACCGAAACAAUAUUGUGUAUCUUUUAUUUUCCCCUUUUUUGUCCUUCUUUAAAAGAAAUGAUGGCUGAAUUUGGCUGAAAUUGCUUUAAUCGUAUUGUGGUCAUAUCUUUGUUAGACUUGAUAUUUUAUUUAGGUAUUUUUACAGGAAUACAACCUUCAAAAGUAAGAAUGCCUGAUAAUAAGAAUAAAACCUAAAUAUAAAUAAAAAUAAAGUAAAAAUUAACCAUGCAUCUGGCUAAGAAGGGCCAUAAGGAAACACAAAAAUAAAAGUGUUGAUCAUAUCUUUUUUUUAUUUGUAUUUAUUGCACUGGGUUAGGUAUGAUGAAAAAUGCAGUUGUUUAGACUAUUUUUUGCCAAUAGAUGUCCUAAAUGCCUGCUCACAUCACUCUCCAGAGAAGUGGUCCUUUCUGGACACAGGGUGUGCGACAAGCGGUCGUGCCACGUGCGUCACAGAGACCAACUGUGGAGCGAAGGCCUUUCAUAGGCGGACAAACGGACAAUGUUGCAUCGCUAUCUUUAACUAACUCUGAGAGCCAAGUACCGCUUCUGUAUUUCUAUCACAUCUCAAACUUAAGUGUCCUUCAUGAUUCAGUGACGCUCAUGAAAAUGAUCUGCAUGGUGUUUGAACGCUCCAGGAAUGCUAACCUACACUGAGAUAUUGCCGCAGAGCAUUAAAGCACAGAAUCCGCUUAAUAAAACUGAUGAGAUA